This is a messenger RNA of Chondrus crispus (carragheen), 2399 nucleotides long. RefSeq lists its product as hypothetical. The transcript is spliced from 3 exons. The record is from RefSeq and is a predicted model, not a curated record. Lineage: Eukaryota; Rhodophyta; Florideophyceae; Gigartinales; Gigartinaceae. The coding region runs from base 653 to 2266 and encodes 537 amino acids.
GCCUCCUCCUCUUCAGCAAAUCCUCGGCAUGACGGCGGCGUUCAUCGGGUCGGGCGUCGUCAGCGCUCGGUGCGCGCGGCGGUACCUGGUGUGCCCUCGCCCGCGGCGACACUUGCGAGCGCGAGCGCGGCGGCCCCGCGUGUGCAUGCAGGGGCCGAACAAGGACAAGGAGGCGCGGGUGGACGUGUGGCUGCGGCAGGUGCGCGAGUCGUACGAGGCGCUGCCGCGGCAGCAGCAGUUCUACGUGCAGUGCGUGUACCUGGCCUUCGUGAUUUCCGGCUUCGUGUCCGUCGGCGCCACCAUGGUGCGCAUUUACGCCGCGCUGCACUUGGCGUCCGAGUUUGGGGCGUGAGCGAGGGCGGGCGAGGGCGGGCGAGGGCGGGCGAGGGCGGGAAGACGGAGUCGCCUUUUGGAAACGCGCGCGUUGCCGCCGAUGGUUGGAGAGCCUGUAAAGCAAUGCGAUAGCCGCGGCUAUCAGGGUUAUUUGCAUAGGGUUAUUUGCAUAGCGCGUUCGGGAUCGGGAUGUCGGUUGGGUGAAUUUACAGUUAGAGUAGUUUACAGUGCGUCGUGGGACAUGCUGUUGUUACAGUAUUAAACUUAUGUCUUGCUACUGCGGACACGAUUCAAAGCAACCCUUUGAGGUCCAUCCGCGAUGCAGUCUACAUACAACGCCGACAACCAACCUUGGGUCCAGCACGGUAUGUCCCCGCUGGCACAAAAGUCUUGCCUUAUCCUUGUUUGCCAAACCCUUCACACAGAAGCCCUGUCCUUUCCCAAUCCCCGCUGCCCCUCCCCGCUGCCCCUCGCCGUCCCCUCCCCUCCCCCCCUCUCCCGCACCCACGCUCGCACCAUGGCCGCCGCCGAGAGCACCGUAUGGACAUGGGGUCGCGCGAAGAACUACCGUCUCGGCCGCGCCUUCGUUGGCACGGACGCGCGCGUCCCGGAGAAGGUCUCUGGCUUCGAGGGCGUGGCCGUGAAGCAGGCAGCGUGCGGCGGCGGGCACACGGCCGUCGUGCUCGCCGACAACCGUCUGUUCGUCUUUGGCUACUCGCAGUACGGCCAGCUGGGGCUGGGCGAUCGCACGGAUAUGAGCGACCCGACGCAGGUCUUCCUCAUCGCGCCCGCGCAGACCGCCGCGCCGCCGCUGCACAGGGGCGCGGACAGGGCGCAUGCGGCCGAGGGCCAGAGGAGGAUCGAGCAGAACAACGCCGAGUCACUCCCGGUGGCGGACGUGUACUGCGGACGCUACCAUACGAUCGCGAGGACCACUACCGGGCUCGUGUUCACGUGGGGCGGCGGCAAAAACGGAAGGCUCGGCCAUGGCGACGAGAAGAUUCGCGCGCAGCCGACGUGUGUGGAGAGGUUGAUGCGCCACGAGGCCGUGGCGGUCACGGCGGGGUAUCAUAAUAAUUUGGUGCUGACGGCGGACGGCGACGUUUGGUCGUGGGGAUGGGGGGCGCACGGGCAGCUGGGAUUGGGCGAUACGAAGGAUAGGGACGUGCCGACCGUGAUUACGGAGCUGUCGCAGGAAGGAGUUUCGUCGCUGUCGUGUGGGGAUCGGCAUUCGUUUGCGAUUACCAAGGAUGGGCGCGUGUUCGGGUGGGGCUCCAACGAGUUUGGGCAGCUCGGGUGCGGAAAGAAGGGGGACACCGUGUUGAGACCGCGGCUGAUAGAGGGGUUGGAGGGGCUGAUGGUGGUGGGGAUUUCGAGCGGCGACCGGCACUCGGCGGCCGUCACCAACAUGGGCGCGGUGUACACGUGGGGCUGCGGGUCGGACGGGCAGUGCGGGCACUGCGUGUUCAGGGACGUGGUGCGGCCGAAGCUGGUGGAGCACCUGGUCGGCAAGUCUGUGGUGGACGUCAAGUGCGGGCACAACUUCACCAUGGUGAUGACGUCCGGGAACGAGGUGUACGCGUGGGGGAACAACACGUACGGGCAGCUAGGAAACAACGGCAACGGCAAGAGCGAGAUGCCGGUCAAGGUGAUUGUCAACUCGGGGUCGCGCGUGGCGCGCGUGUCGUGCGCCCACUUCCACUGCAUCAUGUGGAUGGAGGCGGGCGAGUCCGGGCCGACGACGCCCAAGUCGGCGAGACGCGUGGGGGGCCGGUAUGGCGAGCGGGAUGAGGGGAGGAAGCAUAUGGAGGAGGCCAGGGAGAGGCUGGCGCAGAUGCUUGCGAGUUACGCGGAGAAGAGGAGGCUGUGUCGAGUGGCGGUGGAGGCGAAACGCCGAGAAGGGCGGGAUGCCGGUACGACGGAAUUGGCGUGAAGUAGCCUUGGAGGCUAUCAAGUGUUGUGCACAGUAAUGUAGCGGAUCCAUGAUCCGAUUUUCGCGCGUAAUGGCCAUCGCGAGACACUCCUCCUCUUCCGCUCCCUCAGCUUACAGACCCUACCCCGCCCUG